AUGGCUCUUGGAGUGCUUAAUUCGCAAGUGAAAAGUUCCCUGAGUGGGAGUGCAUUUUUUGACCGCGGUUCUAUAGAGGAAAAGGAACCCCCACCUCCACUCCGUAGCUACCUUUGUUUGACUAUUUUAACCUGCUUUUGUCCUGCAUACCCCGUCAACAUCGUGGCCCUGGUCUUCUCUAUCAUGUCUAGGAACAGCUAUUAUCGUGGUGACUAUGACGGGUCGAGGCGGCUGGGCAGGAACGCUCUCUAUGUUGCAGUUGCCUCCAUCAUCAUCGGCCUUCUCAUCAUUGCCAUCUCCUGCAUCGUUCAUUUUACCACUCUUGAGUUUUAGUGCUGUCGAAGUAGAGAGUGGGGCAGAAGAGAAUAAGACACUUGAACAGAAACCUCUGGAUGAAGAGGUCUGGAUGGGCUCAGGUGGUUGUUUCGUAUUGCACCAUCUGCCAGUGAAAGGACUCGACUCAUGUUUACUUCACUCUGUACGUCACUUCCUCUCAUGUUGUGUCUUCUUCAUGUGAACAAUCAAGGACUACAAAAUCUGGUGAAUGUAUACGUUUCAGUUAAUAAUGCCAACAAUGCUUUGAACUAAGAAGGCAGCUUUCUACAAAUGUGUGGAGGAAUUAAGGGUUUACAGCAAAUUUUCGUUAGGCUGUCACCCCAAUAAGAGAAAAAUGUAUAACAAAUUCAAUAACAAAAAGAAGAGUGAUUGAUUAAUGGUUUUACAAAAGAAAAAGAAACAAUAACCACAUUUAUGUUCUUAAGCUUUAUUAGAAAUAUUCAGUA
Micropterus dolomieu (smallmouth bass) is the source of this 782-nucleotide messenger RNA. RefSeq names its product transmembrane protein 233-like. Lineage: Eukaryota; Metazoa; Chordata; Actinopteri; Centrarchiformes; Centrarchidae. The record is from RefSeq and is a predicted model, not a curated record. Bases 1 to 333 code for a protein of 110 amino acids. Gene Ontology annotation, cellular component: membrane. The transcript has 3 exons.